AUGUCCAUCCUUGCUCUGGUCGAAGAUCGACCAACCCCAAAGGAAGUCUACAACUGGAGGAUUUACCUGUUGGCCGCCGUGGCCUCCUUCACCUCAUGCAUGAUUGGCUAUGACAGUGCCUUCAUCGGCACCACUCUCGCCCUCAGCUCGUUCAAGGACGAGUUCGGUUUCAACACGAUGACCAAGACGGCGGUCAACCUGGUGAGCGCCAACAUCGUCUCCUGCUACCAGGCCGGCGCCUUCUUCGGCGCCUUCUUCGCCUAUCCCAUUGGUCAUUUCUGGGGUCGCAAAUGGGGUCUGCUCUGUGCCGGCGCGAUUUUCACCCUGGGCGCGGGUCUGAUGCUUGGGGCCAACGGGGACCGUGGGCUGGGCUUGCUUUACGGGGGGCGCGUUCUGGCCGGUCUUGGGGUCGGUGCGGGUUCGAACAUCACUCCCAUCUACAUCUCCGAGAUGGCUCCCCCCUCGAUUCGAGGACGACUGGUGGGGGUCUACGAGUUAGGCUGGCAGAUCGGUGGUCUGGUGGGCUUCUGGAUCAAUUAUGGCGUCAGUGAAACGCUGGCUCCCAGCCACAAGCAGUGGAUCAUCCCCUUCGCGGUCCAGCUGAUCCCCUCCGGUCUGCUUCUCAUCGGUGCCGUCUUCCUCAAGGAGUCGCCGCGUUGGCUUUUCUCCCGGGGACGUCGGGAAGAUGCCGUCAAGAAUCUCUGCUGGAUCCGCCAGCUGCCGGCGGACCACAUCUACAUGAUCGAGGAGAUUGGCGCGGUUGACCAGGCCUUGGAGGAGCAGCGGGCCACCAUCGGCCUUGGCUUCUGGAAACCGUUCAAGGCCGCCGGCACCAACAAGAAGGUCAUGUAUCGCCUCUUCCUGGGAAGCAUGCUCUUCUUCUGGCAGAACGGCAGUGGGAUCAAUGCCAUCAACUACUACAGUCCCACGGUGUUCAAGAGCAUCGGUCUCCAGGGCGCAAACACCAGCAUGUUCAGUACCGGGAUCUUCGGCGUGGUCAAGACGGUGGUCACCUUCGUCUGGCUCCUCUACCUGAUCGACCGCGUGGGACGGCGUCUGCUGCUGCUCAUCGGCGCUGCCGGCGCCGCGGUCUGUCUGUUCAUUGUGGGCGCUUAUAUCAAGAUCGCCGACCCGGCCUCCAAUCCCACCCCGGAGAUGACGAGCGGGGGCAUUGCGGCCAUGUUCUUCUUCUACCUGUACACCGUCUUUUACACUCCGUCGUGGAACGGUACCCCUUGGGUCAUGAACUCGGAAAUGUUCGAGCCCAACAUGCGCUCCCUCGCGCAGGCGUGCGCGGCCGCGUCCAACUGGCUCUGGAACUUCCUCAUCUCUCGCUUUACGCCGCAGAUGUUUGCCAAGAUGGAGUACGGCGUGUGGUUCUUCUUUGCCUCGCUGAUGGUCCUGUCCAUCGUCUUUGUCUUCUUCCUGAUUCCGGAGACCAAGGGGAUCCCGCUGGAGAGCAUGGAUGUCCUGUUCGAGACGCGGCCGAUCUGGCGCGCCCAUGCAACGGUCCUGGCCAAGCUGCGCGAAGACGAGGAACGGUUCCGGCAUGAGAUCGAGGAGUCGGGCUACACCAAGACGGGCGACGAGCAGGUGGAGCACUUGCCCAAGGUUUAG
Messenger RNA from Aspergillus thermomutatus, 1617 nucleotides. RefSeq names its product sugar porter family MFS transporter. Gene Ontology annotation, cellular component: membrane. Gene Ontology annotation, molecular function: carbohydrate:proton symporter activity. The transcript is spliced from 4 exons. Gene Ontology annotation, biological process: transmembrane transport; carbohydrate transport. The record is from RefSeq and is a predicted model, not a curated record. Lineage: Eukaryota; Fungi; Ascomycota; Eurotiomycetes; Eurotiales; Aspergillaceae. Bases 1 to 1617 code for a protein of 538 amino acids.